CGGAAUCAAAGCGCAUGAACUCACGCACGGAUCCACAAUUCAGAUUGUGAGAGAGCUUACCUUGGUCAUGGCUCCCUUUCAAGCUGCGACCGAGAUCUCUUCUGAAGCAUCGUCAACGGCAGGGCUUGCUCGUGCACCUCUAUGACCUAUAUCCCCCACAGCUGUUCAAUGUACCUAGCCAUCCAUCCAUCCGCUGCGUUUCUCAACUUCUGAAGCACAGCUUUGACGUGCUGGGAUUCUGCGAUUCGACCAACCACUGAAUUCACCCAUCACUGGAACAUCCAACAAGCUUGGGACUUUUCCAUUGACGAGCUUCUGGAGCGCUCUACGCACGUUUCUUCUGCAAAGAUCGCCAUAUCAGCAAGGCAAAGCAAUAGCAUCUCAACUCGCCCUGACACAGGGCCAGAGGCCGCCUCUGGACCCGGGCCACGCUGCGCUUCUCUUUGGCCGUCGCAGUAAUAUCAAGAUGGAUGCAGAAGAAGUCAGAGCCUACCGGCUUCAACAGGGAUCCUCAUCUGAUCAGAUCCACGGCACUGAUGACCCUCCCAAAGUGAUACAUCUGCGCUUGUCCAAGGACGUGGCCGAGGCGCUUCGGGCAGGCAGCCAUGCUGCUGAAAUCGACCUGAGCGCGGAUGGUGCAUCGAUUAGAUUAGCCGGAACCUCUCAUCCACUUAGCAAAGCGCCAGACGAGUCAUUGCACGAGCUGUAUGCUGUGGGCGAUGCUCGCUCAGACGCGGGGACGCUGCGGCACGUAGGUGCGAUCAGCCACAAGUACUCUGCCAAACCUUCAUCCAUCGCCUCAAGCGGCGCCGCAUCCAGGCUGAAGGAACGCAGGGAAGAAGAAGCUGCGAGAAGGGAUGCGCGUCAGGCCGUACUCAUGGAGCAGCCCACAUCCUCCAAACGAGCCAAAGCUUUAUCUUCGGCUGUGAGCACAUCGGACGUGUCGAGGGCUUCGCCGGUCAGUAAAGCCAAGCGUGGGAUUCUUGGAUCGCCAGCGCAGCUCAUCACUGGUGUGUCGUCGCGCCCCGCAACCCCUAUGCGGGACGCGCCAUCCAAGCCGCCGGAGACUCGGGGCGGUGAACAGCCUGGUAGCGCUCGCGCUCAAUCGCUCUCCCGAAUGGUGUCAAAUGCCGUUCCUAGCGUGCGUCAUGAGAACUCAGACGAUGCAGACGCUCAGGCGGCGCGGAGAUUCAUGACCUCCUCUCCACCCAGCCUUCGGACUCGACUCAUCCACCUCCUCGCGACAGGACCCCUGCAACGCAGAAUCCUUGUUGCUCAGCUGAAGUCUCCUGAACCUCAAAUUGUCAAGCUGCUCUCAUCCUUGGCUGUGAUCCCACAAGAUUUGCAACUCAUUCCCUCCGACAAGAUGAAGAAGCAUUUUAAAGGACCGGUCAACCGUCGGUCGCUUCCUGCACCGCCAGGCAAUGCCAGUGCGCCAGGCACUCCAGGGCCAGGGACCGUAUAUGCGCUCAAAGAUACUACGUAUCAAGACGUUCAGCUCGAUUGGCCGGAGUGGAACUCUAGAACAAAAGUCGAAGUCAGCGAUCUGGCAGAAGCUGCCUUCGACAGGCUUGAGCUGGCCGACGACGCUCCGCAGAGGCUGGCACUGUACCCUGACGGACGUCCGACACAAGCCGCUCGGGACGAAUGGAGACGCAACGCCAAGGCGAAAGAAGCAGUCGAGAAAAUGGACGAUGGAGAGGAUCUCAGCGAGGAAGGUGAAUGGAACGAGGAGGAGGAGGACGCUCAUGCCGAGAAGUCGGCCCCUGCGGAGAGCGAGGUGGAGUCUCGCUCCCAGAGCCAUCCAGGGUCAAAAGGCUUAGGACUGAUUGGUGCUGAGAUGGACGGCGUUGGCACACAGCCAUCGGAGAGUCCGGCGCGCGCUCAGGCGUCAGAUAAAGCCCAGCACACCUUGCGAGACGCGCCUUCUGGCUCACCCCCAAAGCCAAAUCCCACUCCUGCAACGAAGGCACCGCCUAGCAUCGGUGCCAAAAAGAAGGGAAUCUCUGUCGUGAGCAAAGUGAAGAGAUCCCUACAAAGCCGAACCUCUCAGACGAGCUCUAGAGCACCCGUGACGGUCCCAGAACACUUGUCUGAUGUGGACGAUGCCAAGAAUGUACCGUCUCAAGCGGACGCGCAGAUCAAGAAUGCAGCCAAAACAUUCCUGGCGGCAAAAUGCAGUGCAGCAACCAAAACCACAAAAGUCAAAGGCACUAAGAGACCGCUUACGAAGGAAGAAGACUUUGAUGCAUCGCUCGCAUCCAGCAAACGUGCUCGUCUGCUGCGCGAGGCUACUGCAGAGAGACGCUCUCCCUCUGCAGCUGAAACCACAAAACCUGCGCCGUCCAAGCCAGCGGGAGUUGCCUCGCAAAAGAUCAAGAAGCCAGCAGAAGACAGAGGUGGCCCCUCAAAGACUUCCAGGGCGCCAAUUCUUCCUCCUGCAAGGGAUUACACGGAUACGGAAGACGACCAGGAAAGGGCGGAUGAACGUGGCCGAAGCAAGCAUCGCGUAAGGAUGCAAGACGCGGCCAUAGCUCGUUCUGACCAGCCAGGUAUCCGAUCCCGCGUACGUCGGAGCUAUUCUUCCUCCGUCUCCCCCGACCGAGCUGCGCAGGAGGGCCCCCGCCAAAUGCCGUCUCGACGCCGCGACACUUCUGCAUCUCCAAUUCGCUCGCAAUCCGGUUCGCGUCGUCAGAGUUCUGGCAUUCAAGCACGCCACGGGGUAGGAGCUGGUGCGCUGAGCCUCGCAGAGCCCUGGUUGGACGUCCGCAAUGCAGGCGAUUGGCAGCAAUUGAAAGAGCGAUUUGCCAAGAUGUAUACGGAGUACAGAACGGGACAUGAUCGGAUCAAGAUGGAACGCAGAGCUUUGCAAUACGAGUUGACGCUUGCGAGAGCCGAAGAGAGCGCUACCGCAUCCGCCAUCGCUGCUGCUGCCGCUCUAGAGAGGGAGAGGAGUAGGGAAAGAAGCGCCGAAAUCGACCUGAUCCGAGAGAGACAGCUACAGGAAGAGGCUAUUCUUCGAGUUCGCCAGAUGAAUCAGAACGAGGACGCGCUUACUUGGAGAAGCGAGCCGCCUUUGGGUCCCAACGGUCAGCACGCUCUGGGUCCAGCUCCUACUCGAACUAGAGCUCCAAUGCCGUUCGAGAAGCUUGUCGAGCUUGUACAGCGUCAAGAAGAUCUUCACGGUCAGCUGAGGCGCAUGAUGAGCGCUCUGAAGAGUAGCAAAGAGAGAAUAGAACAUGGUAGAGCUGCCAUGGUCGCGUAAACGAUUUGAGAUCGCAUCCUUCGGUCCAAAGUCCGUCAUUCAGAUAAAAGCACAGAAAGAGAGAUCCACAUUUGUAAUCCUAUCCCAUUCCAUCCCAUUCCAUCCCAUUCCAUCCCAGCCGACAUUGUUUGGUUCAUGGUCGACGUUCGCAUUCUUCUCUCGUACCUGUUCGAGAUUCGCAUUUCCACCCACAUGUUCGACGUGUCAUCUUUACCUUGAAUAGCAAUGAACAUCAAAAGAAG
Molecule: messenger RNA, 3507 nt
Organism: Ceraceosorus guamensis
Lineage: Eukaryota; Fungi; Basidiomycota; Exobasidiomycetes; Ceraceosorales; Ceraceosoraceae
Exons: 2
Coding region: 467-3265 (932 amino acids)
Source: RefSeq, a predicted model, not a curated record